AACCUGAAAUCAAAUAAAAACCUGAAGAUUAAUAAUAAUAAGUGUCUAUUUUUCUGCUCAAGACUAAUUCUUCAGUUUAUAGUCGCUGACUCUCUCUCAAUUUGAUCCGAGAUCGAAGAACAACAUCAACAACACCAAAAACGUUACCGUUUCAUCAAUCGACUCUUUAAAUUCGCUGUUGUAUUGUUGCUCGUUUUCGUGUAGUUAGAUUCUGUAAUGCAGAUCAACGGUGCAAUCUGGCUGUGAAUUUGCGCAAUUUUCUUCUUCAAUGGACGGCCUACAUAUUUGCUUCAGAGUUUGCAUAAGGAUUUAAACAUUUUCUGGGUGAUAAAUACCUGGACUUGAUUGUGGGAGAUAACAACUGCUUGAGAAUCAUGCAUCGCAGCAGUGCACUUAAAAGAUCAAAUGAUAGUGCCAGGAUUAUCAUCACAGCAAUCAUGGGAAUUGCCUUUGGUUUUUUUAUUGGUAUUUCAAUUUCAUCCGUCCAUUUGACUAAGAUUAGCUUACUUUCUGGUGUAGGGAAUUCUUUUGAUGUAUCUAUACCUGAAAUAGAUAGAUUUUCAGCUGACAUAGACAGAACUCAUGCUGUUAUGGACGAAUCUUCUGGAACCAAACAUCUCGAGGCACUAGGAUCAAUGAGAUUACCUAAGAUAAAUGUUCCAUCAAAUCCUCGUGGAGCUGAAUCACUACCCCCUGGAAUUGUUGAAUCAGAAUCUGAUCUUUAUUUGCGUAGACUGUGGGGAGAACCUAGUGAGGAUCUGAAGAAAAAGCCAAAAUAUUUGCUAACAUUCACAGUUGGUUAUGAUCAGAGGAAUAAUAUCAAUGCUGCAGUAAAAAAGUUUUCUGAUGAUUUUGCAAUUUUGCUCUUUCAUUAUGAUGGUCGAACUAGUGAAUGGGAUCAAUUUGAGUGGUCAAAGAAUGCAAUCCAUAUUAGUGCAAGGAAACAAACGAAAUGGUGGUAUGCUAAAAGAUUUUUACACCCUGAUAUAGUAUCAGCUUAUGAAUAUAUUUUUAUUUGGGAUGAAGAUCUUGGAGUGGAACACUUCAAUGGAGACAAGUAUAUUGAUUUGGUCAAAAAACAUGGUUUGGAGAUCUCUCAACCUGGUCUGGAGCCCAAUAACGGAUUGACAUGGGAAAUGACAAAGAGGAGGGGUGACAGCGAUGUUCACAAGGUUACAGAAGAGAAACCAGGCUGGUGUCGUGAUCCACAUCUGCCUCCUUGUGCUGCAUUUGUGGAAAUUAUGGCGCCUGUCUUUUCCCGGGAAGCAUGGCGUUGUGUGUGGCAUAUGAUUCAGAAUGAUUUAGUGCAUGGAUGGGGACUGGACUUUGCUCUCAGAAGAUGUGUAGAGCAACCCGCACAUGAAAAAAUUGGUGUAAUUGAUUCCCAAUGGAUUGUCCAUCAAGUAAUUCCUUCUCUCGGUAGCCAGGGAGAAGCCCACGGCGGAAAAGAUCCACGAGAUGCGGUCCGAACCAGAUGCAAAAGUGAAUGGGCCCAAUUUCAAGCUCGCCUAACCGAUGCUGAUAAGGUGUAUCUUCAAGGACUUAAACAAAUUGGGAAGGGUUGAUGUAUGGAUCCAUCUUCCUAUUGUACAUGUUUUACAUGCACUCGAGGGUGUUUUGUUGUGUAUUGAUUUCUUCCCUCAAGUGUAAUUUUUGACGUAUGUAGACUCUCUAAUGAUUUAUGAUUUUUUAUAAUUUUUUUUAAUAAUUCAACUGAUGGACCAGAAUCGUCUCAAA
Molecule: messenger RNA, 1737 nt
Organism: Lotus japonicus
Lineage: Eukaryota; Viridiplantae; Streptophyta; Magnoliopsida; Fabales; Fabaceae
Exons: 16
Coding region: 375-1565 (396 amino acids)
Source: RefSeq, a predicted model, not a curated record